Molecule: messenger RNA, 2496 nt
Organism: Knipowitschia caucasica
Lineage: Eukaryota; Metazoa; Chordata; Actinopteri; Gobiiformes; Gobiidae
Source: the annotation of a GenBank genome assembly
AUGUCCGUGGUGGGAUUUGACUUAGGAUUUCAGAGCUGCUAUGUGGCCGUAGCCCGAGCGGGUGGGAUCGAGACAAUCGCAAACGAGUAUAGCGACAGAUGUACACCAUCAUUUGUAUCUUUUGGGCCGAGAAAUCGAACCAUCGGAGCUGCUGCAAAGAGCCAGGUGGUGACAAAUCAUAAAAACACCGUCCAGGGAUUCAAACGUCUUCAUGGCCGGGCGUUUUCAGACCCGUACGUCCAAGCUGCUAAGUCUAACCUUGUGUAUGACUUGGCACAGAUGCCCAAUGGAGCCACCGGGAUAAAGGUGAUGUACAUGGAGGAGGAGCGGAUCUUCAGUGUUGAGCAGGUUACAGGGAUGCUGCUGACCAAACUGAAGGAGACCGCUGAAAGUGCCCUCAAGAAACCAGUGGUGGAUUGUGUGAUCUCGGUUCCCAGUUAUUACACAGAUGCUGAAAGGAGGUCUGUCAUGGACGCCGCUCAAAUUGCAGGCCUCAACUGUCUACGGCUGAUGAACGAGACCACUGCAGUGACCCUGGCGUAUGGCAUCUACAAGCAGGACCUACCAGCGCCAGAAGAGAAGCCACGGAUCGUCGUGUUCGUCGACCUGGGGCACUCGGGUUACCAGGUGUCGGUUUGUGCCUUCAACAAGGGAAAACUCAAGAUCCUGGGCACUGCGUUUGACCCUGAUCUGGGCGGGAAAGACUUCGACGACAUUCUGGUGAAGCACUUUUGCGAAGAGUUCAGGCAGAAAUACAAGCUGGACGUGAAGUCGAAGCCGCGGGCGCUGGGGCGGCUGUACCAGGAGUGCGAGAAACUCAAGAAACUGAUGAGCGCCAACUCCUCCGACCUGCCCCUCAACAUCGAGUGCUUCAUGAACGACAUCGACGUCAGCGGAAAACUCAACAGGGGUCAGUUUGAGGAGAUGUGUGCAGCGCUUCUGGCUAAAGUGGAGGCUCCUCUUCGUAGUGUCAUGGAACAAACCAAGAUGAAGAAAGAAGACAUUUACGCCGUGGAAAUUGUCGGUGGAGCAUCCAGGAUUCCCGCCAUCAAAGAGCGAGUCAGUAAAUUUUUCGGUAAAGAACUCAGCACCACUUUGAACUCAGACGAGGCAGUGGCCCGCGGCUGUGCUCUGCAGUGCGCCAUCUUGUCACCAGCGUUCAAAGUCAGAGAGUUUUCCAUCACAGACGUGGUUCCAUAUCCAAUCUCGCUGCAGUGGCAUUCAGCAGCAGAGGAGGGGCCGAGUGAUUGCGAGGUUUUCCCCAAGAACCACGCUGCUCCGUUUUCCAAAGUCCUCACAUUCUACAGAAAAGAACCGUUCACUCUGGAAGGGUACUACAAUAACCCCAAAGAACUGCCCUACCCUACAGCCACCAUCGGCCAGUUCCAGAUCAAAAACGUGAGCCCGCAGCAGUCGGGGGAAUGUUCUAAAGUCAAAGUGAAAGUCAGAGUGAACAUCCACGGAAUCUUCAGCGUGGCCGGCGCCACUUUGGUGGAAGUGAUCAAAUCCACAGAGGGAGAGGAGCCGAUGGAGACCGAACAGACGAAGGAUGAAGAGAGUAAGAUGCACGUCGACCCGGAGGAGCAGAAACUGUCGGCAGAUUCGGGAGAGAAGAAAUCUGAGGCUGAGGAGAUGGAGACGUCGCCAGAAGACUCAAAGGAGGAGAAGAAAAACGACGCACCUCAGCCCAAAAAGGCCAAAGUCAAAACAAAAACCGUGGAGCUCCCUGUGGAAAACUCCCUCCACUGGCAGCUGUCCACAGACGUCCUCAACGUGUUUGUGGAGAAUGAGGGAAAAAUGAUCAUGCAGGACAAACUGGAAAAGGAGAGAAACGACGCAAAGAACAACGUAGAAGAAUACGUUUACGAGAUGAGGGACAAGCUUCACGGGGUCCUGGAGAAAUACGUCACUGAAGCCGAUCGCGACUUGAUCUCAUUAAAACUGGAAGACACAGAGAACUGGCUUUAUGAAGAGGGAGAGGACCAGCAGAAACAAGUUUACUUUGACAAACUGGCCGAACUCAAGAAUCUGGGCCAGCCAAUCUGCGACAGGUACGUGGAGGCGGAGGAGAGGCCCAGAGCUUUUGAAGAGCUCGGCCGACAGAUCCAGCAGUACAUGAAGAUCAUUGAAUCUUACAAAGCAAAGGAUGAGCAGUACAACCACCUGGACGAGCUGGAGGUGACCCGUGUGGAAAAACAAGUAAACGACUCCAUGGUUUGGCUGAACGGCAAAAUGAACCAACAGAACAAUCAAGACCUGACCAUGGAUCCUGUGGUCAGAGUCUCGGAGAUCCGCAGUAAAACUAAGGAACUCCACUCAUCUUGCAACUCUGUCCUCUCCAAACCAAAACCCAAAGUGGAAUUGCCGAAAGAUGAGAACGCGACAACAAACGGACCUGUCAAUGGACACGACGAGUCCCAAACCGCCGGCGAGAAACCCACAGGCAAAGCACACGGGUCGCCAGAAAACAAACUUCCCGAAAUGGACAUUGACUAA